Molecule: messenger RNA, 685 nt
Organism: Phaethon lepturus (White-tailed tropicbird)
Lineage: Eukaryota; Metazoa; Chordata; Aves; Phaethontiformes; Phaethontidae
Gene: CFAP410
Product: chromosome unknown open reading frame, human C21orf2
Exons: 6
Biological process (GO): mRNA splicing, via spliceosome; cytoskeleton organization
Cellular component (GO): U4/U6 x U5 tri-snRNP complex
Molecular function (GO): protein binding
Source: RefSeq, a predicted model, not a curated record
GGGCAGCCACCUGACGGAUAUAUCGAUAUGCCGGGAUUUGCCCAACAUCGAGGUGAUCACGUUCAGCGUGAACGGCAUCUCGGACCUCGAGCCGCUGAAUCAGUGCCAGAACCUGAGUGAACUCUAUCUGAGGAAGAACAACAUUACAAGCCUAAAUGAGCUCUUCUACCUCAAAAAUCUACCCCGGCUGAGGGUCCUGUGGCUGUCUGAAAAUCCCUGUUGUGGGUCAGACCCCCACCGCUACCGAAUGACGGUUCUGCGUAACCUACCCAGCCUGCAGAAGCUUGAUAACCAAGCUGUGACAGAGGAAGAACUAUCCCAGGCCCUGGUUGAUGGUGAGGAGAUCACGGCCCCACCAUCCAGGAGGAGCGUGGAGAACGGCUGCCCGGAGGCCACUGAAUCCAGUGCUGCUGAAUCCACAACGGAGACCGAGAGUGAACUGCUGAACAGUCUGGAGGAGACAAACAAAAUUCGAGAGGAGCUUGGUAUGAAGCCUGUUCCCAGGGAUAAAUUUUCAUCUUUUUCACCUCGAGAGACAGACUGCGACCGAAAGAAGAGAAACAAUGUCCUGAAUGCCAUCCUGCUUCUUACGAAGGAACUGGACGCGGAGGGUCUGGAGAUAGUCCAGCAGACGGUGGGGAGGAGGCUGCAGGCCUUUCGGAAGAAGGAGCUGCAGGAGGAGUGA